CGCGCGCGGAUUGGCUGCGAGCCGCGCGGCCCUAGAGACGGAGGCAGCAGCAGCGAUGGCGGACGAACAGGCGGUGGUGUCGGCUGAGCAAGCGGCCGAGUCGCAGCCCCAGGGACCUGAAAAUCCACAUGCAGAGUUCGGACUUGCAGACAGUAUCCAGAAAAUCAUGGAGAGCGAGAGGGUUGGCGGGGACCGUUCCAAGCAGAAGGUGGACCUGCAGGCACUGCCUACGCGGGCAUAUCUUGACCAAACAGUGGUGCCGAUCCUCCUCCAGGGGCUGUCUGUGCUUGCCAAGGACAGACCACCAAAUCCUAUUGAGUACCUUGCAGCAUAUUUAAUGAAAAACAAGGCCCAGUACGAAGACAAGAACUAAACCUCGGAUGUGCUUGAGAGAUAGAAAUAUUCAUUUGCAAAUGCGUGCUCUGGAUAAGGUUAUAUAAACUUGUUUGUUUUUUGGAGAACCAUGAUUUUUCUAUUUUGAUUUUUUUUACCAUCAGUUGUAUUGAAUUAUAACCAUUGGCUGUUAAGACGCAGUUGACUUGAAUUUUGAGUAAAGUGAAUCACAAUGAUUUGACAUUGUAUUGUUUAAGCUGUCAAUAAAAAUUAACACGCUUAUA
Lethenteron reissneri (Far Eastern brook lamprey) is the source of this 617-nucleotide messenger RNA. RefSeq names its product protein dpy-30 homolog. The record is from RefSeq and is a predicted model, not a curated record. NCBI's taxonomy places the organism in Eukaryota, Metazoa, Chordata, Hyperoartia, Petromyzontiformes, Petromyzontidae. Gene Ontology annotation, cellular component: Set1C/COMPASS complex.